GAGAUCAGCUGAGAGAUUCCGGAAGAUCAAGGGUGAGCACUGAAAAUCUGAAACAACCACCUCGUUCGAAACCCGAUUUGGACGGUCACACCCACCAGAAGUACGAACUGUGUUGAGGAAUUAAUCAGAUCGCAGCUGUUGAUUAUUCAUUCCUCUCGCCCGUUCACUCCCCUCCUUUACCAAAAGGUAAUUAAUUUAUUUGUUUCCGCAAGUACCUGGUCCCUUUUUGGUUCACUGCAUUUACCGCUUCUUUGCUUCCGAUCUGAUUGAGGUUAGCGAUCGGUUUAGUUUUCAUCUUCGUCAGUUAUCUUUUUUUGUUUACUUUUUACGGACGACUAGUUUUAUUAUUAUGGUCUUUAAAGGAUCGGUUAGCUGAAAUUUCUUCAUUAUAGAAGUUUGAUUCAGAUGGCCGAAACCAAACCGGGCAUGAGAAAACCAGUUUUCACGAAGGUUGAUCAGGUGCGACCAGGAACCAACGGGCACAACCUUGUGGUUAAGGUUGUAAGCUCGACUGUUGUGUCGCCGAAGGGGGGGAGACCAGAUGGAACCCGUCAAAUGCGGAUUGCUGAAUCUUUGGUGGGAGAUGAAACUGGGACCAUUCUCUUCACUUCUCGGAAUGAACAAGUGGAUUUAAUGAAGGAGGGCACUACUUUAAUAGUGAGAAAUGCUAAAAUUGACAUGUUUAAGGGGUCGAUGAGGCUUGCAGUGGACAAGUGGGGACGCAUUGAAGAGGCAGAGCCAGCGGAUUUCACCGUUAAAGAAGACAACAACCUUUCGCUCAUUGAAUAUGAGUUGGUCAAUGUUCACGAGAAAUAAUUAUCUGGGGAAUUUUUUUCUUUUCAAGAUCUCUGGGGCCACCUCAUAUGAAUCUGGCAAGAAAUCUCACUAUGACUGAAGUUUUCAUUUAGGAAGACAAAAAAUGUUAUGGAUAAAAAUUAUAUUGAAAGAGGUUUCAGUGUGGCUUACUACUACUUCUAAGCACAACUGCUCGGCCACCAGCGUUGCAAUAAAUGAAGUAUGUCAAGGCAUGGAAUGCUCAGAUUUGAGUGUUUACAUACAUAUAAUGUAAUGCAGCAUAAAUUGGAUUCGAGAGAUUUUGGCAAUGUAGUUCCUUGGUGGUUUGAUUGAAGUGCUAUGUUAAUUUGAAGUUUAUGAUCUGAUCGCUCAAUUUUUUAGUAAAUCUUAAAUUCAAACAUUUUCACUAGUGUUGGCU
Messenger RNA from Cuscuta epithymum, 1213 nucleotides. The record is from the annotation of a GenBank genome assembly. NCBI's taxonomy places the organism in Eukaryota, Viridiplantae, Streptophyta, Magnoliopsida, Solanales, Convolvulaceae.